This is a messenger RNA of Drosophila eugracilis, 528 nucleotides long. RefSeq lists its product as uncharacterized. Lineage: Eukaryota; Metazoa; Arthropoda; Insecta; Diptera; Drosophilidae. The record is from RefSeq and is a predicted model, not a curated record. The transcript is spliced from 3 exons. The coding region runs from base 1 to 528 and encodes 175 amino acids.
AUGAGCUCUAGGUUUAUAUUACUGGGUUUAUUCGUUCCACUGGCUUUUUUACUUUACACCCAAUCAACCUUUGUUAAAAUGACAAAUGUCGUCUGUCAUUCGUACAACAAGUCCUGGGCAGUUUUCCAUUACUGUCGGCUAAAGGCCUAUUCUCGGAACAAAACCAGCUUGAAUAUAAAUGCAACAUUUCUGCAUCCUGCCAGGAAUGUAUCCCUCGGAUUUGCGUUGCUGAAAAGGGCCAAUGGCUAUAAGCCAUUUCUGUACAAUAUCACCAUCGAUGCUUGCCUCUUUUUGCGAAAGCGUCAUAAUCCCGUCAUCAAGAUGUUCUAUAAUGUUAUCAUGGAUGUGUCUACCUUGAACCAUUCUUGUCCUUAUGUGGGCUUGCAGGUGGUAAGUGAUUUUCACAAAAUAUCGCUUCCUCUUCCAGUUCCAUCGGGAGAUUACUUAGUCUGCCUAGAUUUUAUUUUCGAUGGCAGGACGCAGUUCUUUGUCAACAUUUAUGCCCGCCUGGUAGAGGAUUUACUUUGA